Messenger RNA from Cinara cedri, 13723 nucleotides. The record is from the annotation of a GenBank genome assembly. Lineage: Eukaryota; Metazoa; Arthropoda; Insecta; Hemiptera; Aphididae.
AUGGCUGCUCUGACUGCUGGGGUGCAAUAUAGUUUAUCGUCAAACCAGAACAAUGGCCUUAUGCCCAAGCAAAGGACGAGCAAAAACAAAACGCUGUUCUUCGUUAAGCUAACUGAUUCCUGUCUGAAGGCUGUCGAGGAUUACUUGAGAUGCUGUCAACAGGUAAGCUAGUCAGCCUUUACGAAUGUACACUUUUUCGAGGCUUUCACAAUCGUCUGUUGCUUUCAUGAUUUCUCUUCUUCGAGUAGCCCACAAUCGUUUUUCUUUGGCCACGUCCUCAAUCCAAACCUUUUUUAAAUUUCAUUUAUAGGCUUUUAUACAAAUCAGUGUUGAUUCUCAGGUAUUAUUAAUUAUUAGAACCUCUAAAUCAGAAAUUAAGAAUUUUAACACUGAAAUUAAACCAAUGCUCCAACUUGAACUGUGAGACUAAUCUAUUUUUAAAAUAUACCUUACACAUUUUUUUUUUUAUGGUAUUACUAGAAAAUGUUAAGUUCUAUAAUAUCUAAUUACCUAUUCAAAGGAUUAUAUUCAUAAUACAUUUACAUACCUAUUUAGGUACUGUCGAUACUGAAAAAACAUGUUUUAGUGUUUCAAACAGCUGGUUUUUUUAACUGUCUACUUAGUGAUAUCUUAAUGUCCAAAUCUGUUAACAAUUAUUUCAGGAAUUCGAAUUGAGUUUAUAUUUAUAAAUUAAAAUUAUUAUUUAUUUACAUAAUCAGGUUUAUUUAUUAAAUACUUACCUACAUCUACCUACUUAAAAAUAUUAAUUUUAUUUCAUAAUUAUGAGUUUAUAUAAUAAUCUAUAAAAAUAGUACUUUUAAAUAUAAAUUUAGUUAAGUAUCUCACAGAGUAUCUAGGUAGUAAUUAGGUAUUGACUAAAUAAGUACAAUCUAGGUUAUUAUUUGAACACAAGUACUUUUUUCUCAUUUAUCACAUCAAAUCCAUUUCCAUAGAUCAGGUACAUAUAAUAGAUAUCAAAAAAGCUAAUUUUAUAGCACAAGUUAUUCUGACUUAAAAUUUGAUUACCUAUAUCUACUCAUAUCUGUUUGAAGUAUUCAUUUUAUAUUUUAUUCCCUUUAGUUUUGUCUAAUUAUUCAAACAUAAGUAAAAUUGACUUUUUUAUUUAAAUUUACUAUUAAUUGGAAAAUAAUAUUAAAUAAAUACAUAAAUUAAAAUUAAAAUUAAAGCAACUGUUUUAUAGGUAUAUAUUUUAACAUUUUCUCAAAAUUAUUUUGUUUACUUACUUAUGCAAUUUUUUACUAGGAUCCAUUGAUUAUAUAUCAUAACAUUUAGUACAAUUUUUACUUUAUCUAAUACCUAUACAUAAUUUAUUUUGUAUUUUUUUCGGUAUAUUUUUUAUAUAGCAUAGGUAACACAAAUUUUAUGAAAUUAUGAAAUAUUUGUUUUUAUUCUAGUCAAUUACAGCCAAUAUCUAUUUAAUGUUAAAUAUUCUUUAAAAAAAAUUUAAAAAAAUACCAUUAAGUUCCUGUGAUUUAUACAAUUAUUAUUAAAUAAAAAUUGAGGCGUCCCAGUCACUCAUUUAUAUUAUUUUCUGAUUAUAAGCAUAAGUGCGUGACUAGAAUUUAUCCAUAAAAGCAGAAUAAAUAUCUAUAUAAAAUAACCUUCACCAAAAAAUGUUUGAUCAUUUUACUUCAUAGUUUAUUUAUCACCCAUACAAUUUUUUUUUAAAUUUUCUUGACAUUUCUCCAGUGCUAUAUGAAAUUUGAUAAUUUUGAAGACAGCAUAUGCUGUUGCAUGUUACUAUAGUUAAAGCUAUGUUUCUGAUGAUGUCUUUAAACGAAACCAGUCAUAAUAAAUUAUUUAUUUAAUUUUUUAAUUUUUAAGAUAAUAUUUAAAUCUAAUAUUAUUUUUAAAUCACUUAUAUUUUAGAAAAAAAAAAUUAAAAAUAUAAAUAUAUAUAUACAUAUUAUAAUUUAUAUAAAUAUAAAUUCUGAUCAGUUUAUUUGCUCUAUAGUAGUCAGUAGAUCUAAUGAUAUCAGUAUAUAAUAAGAUGCAUUAUAAUUUGUUUUCUAUUUAAUCCAAUUUAUUUUUUGAUAGAUACCAAAAAAAAAUCUAAAAAUCAUGAAAUUAUAAAUCAAUAAUGAUUAUGUUCUUUACUAAGUAUAUACUUAAAUAUUUUAAUUUUUUCAAAAUUUAUUUUAGUUAAAGAUUAGAUAUUUUGUUAAAUUUUUGUAGGUACCCAAAACAUAAUUUAUAAGUACAUAUCAAUAAAUAAUUUGUACUCUAUACAAAUUAGAUAACAAUGAGUAUAAUAUAUAAAUAUAUAAUAUAGUAAUGUCAAUAAAAAAUAAAAAUGAGUAUGUGAAGUAAUGAAAUCUAUAGUCAUGAAAGCCUCUUUCUCUUAGUUAUAUACCUUGAGGAGGAAUGUAUUGGUUUUACUAUGUUAAUAUUUUUUUUUAUCUUAACAACUUUUCUAUCAGAAAUUUGGCUGUGAUUUUAAAAUGUAGCACAUUUUUUGAAAGGAAAUUGGAUUGGGGUGAUUUGAUUUUCCUUGAAGUUUUUAUAAUAAAUGGGAAAAUUAACAAGGUGUAUUAUUUUCAAAUUGUAAAUAUUACAGCCUUUCAAAACAUAUAUAACUAAAUUCCACUAAGAAUCGUUUUUCGUUAGCAAUAAUUAAUUGUUGCUUACAAGUAUAAUUUAAUUUGUCCUCUACCUUCCCAACUUCUCACCUACAAAAGUGUCUCAUCUAUUGUACAAAGUAUAUCUGUUUUUGAUUAUUUAAAUUAUUUGUUAUAUAAAGAAAAGUUAUUUAUAUAUUAUUUACACAAGGUUAAAUAAUUCCUUAAAAAGUUAUAGUAUUUAAAAAAAUAAAACAUUUAUUUAUUAAUAUUUAAAUUUAAAUAUAAGUAGAUACCUACAAUUUUUAAUAGUGGUAUAUUUUUCUGAAUAAAGUGCUACAAACAAUGUACCUAUUAUUUUUAAUUUUUGAAGCUAAGUUAGUUUUGUUUAUAGAAUAAAUAUAGGUACCUAAGUAAUAAAAAAUUUAUAUUUAAGGGUCUUCAAGUUACAUUUUGAUCAAAACAUAACUAUAAGUACUUAUUUUAACUGUAAGUUUUUAAUAUAGGUUAACCUACCUAGUAUUUACAAUGAAUAGUAUUUUAAAUUUAUGGAAGGGGCUUAAUUAUCCUUGAACUUCAAUAUUUACGCUACUAACCUUAACUGUAAGCUGUUAUUUUGUUAAAAACAUUAGUAUUGCACUAAGUACAUUCUGUAAUGUAAUAUUAUUAGUACAAAUAGUGUUUUACUUGUAUUAAAUGUUUCUCACUGACCACUGUACAUAAUUAUUAACAUAUUUAUGAUUUUUUUUUUUAUGACAAAUUAUUCAUAUUCAGAUAAAUAUUUAGGGUUGGUUAUAUAAUUCAUAUUGUCUUUUUAAUUUGACCUAAGGGUUACCUACCAAGUAUUUACAUCUCUAAUUAAACUUUUCUUAUUAUCAUUAAUUAUAAAUGUAAAUUAAUAAUUAAAAAGUGUUAGUAGGUAUUAUAUUAAUUGUUUGAUAUAAUUUUUUAAAUGAUGGCUUUUUGUUGAAAUCAGUGAUAAAUGAAUCUAUACUAUAUGGAUAAUACUCAUAGUUUUGAAUUUUAUUUCAAAUCAUUUAAUAAUUUUCUCUUAUAACUAAUAUUAAUAUUAGGUACUUACAUUUUAUUUUCACUUUUUUUAAUUAUUAGAUAAUAUGUUAUUUAAAACAAUAAGUAUAUUCGUAUAUUAAGUAAGUAUUUACUUAUAAAAUAAUUAUGAAUAAAAAAAAAAAUAUGUAAAAUAAUUAUUUAACUCAAUUGUGUGUAGUAUUUACUGGUCCAACAAUAAGUGUACCUGUACAUUGUAUUACACCAAGUUGUAUUUCAAAAGAUUAGGCCACCCACACUAAAUGAGUAAUAGUGUCAGAGGUUUAUUUGGUUAAAAGUGACUUGAAACAAAUUGUAAAGUACUAAUUUUAAAUCUUUAAAUACCAAUUUGUCUAACUGAAUUCAUAAUAAUGAGAAAUGAAGACACUUCAGACAAAUCAAUCAUGACUCAUGGCUAACAACUUUUAAAUUAAAAUUUGUUUGUUUUGUCUGUAAAUUGUCAAUGCAAAGGUUUCCAUGUUAUAAUUUUAAGUAAAACUGUGUUAAGCUAUUUUUGCUUUUUUCAGUCCUUCUCAUAUCCAUUGAGGAUUAUUUACCUAUUAAUAGGUAUCUUCAAUUAUGUAAUUGUAAUCUUGUUCAAAAUAAGUACCUAUUAUAAAUUGGUGGUCCAUGUUUUAAUCUAAUUUGAUUUGAUUUAUUAUCAAAUUAUUUAUUCAAAAUUAAAGAAAUAAUCAUAAAAAUAAGAUGUAUGUUUAUAGUGCACAAUAUUUUAAGUUAUAUAUUUUAAUUGUAUAACUAAAACUUGAAUACAACAUUAGAUUAACUUAUGAACAUAACUUUACUUUUAAAAUAGUAUUUAUUUAUCAACUUGCCAUAAAUGUUUUUCUCAUAUUCAUAGAAAGUAAAUGAAACCAAUACGUAUUAUAUUGGACUUACCAAUUUGAUUUCUAACAUUUUUGUUCUUUGUCAAAUACAUACACCAUAAAACAAUUUAGACGUUUUUUUUAUUCAGUCCAAUAAUUUUUAUAGGUUGUUAUAAUGUAAUGGAUUGAUGUAGUGUUCUGAAAAAUUUAGCGCGUAUUAAAUGAAACAGGUCACUUUUUUCAGUUCAAUUUGAGUUUUUUUUUUAUAAAGUUAUAUAAAUUUUAAAAUAUUUGAUACUACAGUUAAAACUGCUGAUUAGGAUAUCAUAUGUAAAGAUAUCCUGGAAUAAAUGAUUCCUUUAUACCAAUGUAUAUGGUUGGUUUUAUGUCUAAUUUGCGUUAAAUUUGGUAAUUUAUAACAAUUUUGGUUACAGCAAUAAGCUGGAUAUAUAAUGAUGUUAUUUUGAUAUGAAAAUUGGUUUUUAGAUUCACCUAUAAUAACAUUGUAUAUACAUAUUAUGUAUUUAUAAACAGCAAAUUUGCUUCUUUCAUCAGGUUUUGCAACAAUCCAUAAUCUAUUUUAUUUGUAACAGAUAAUAUGUCGUAUAUAUAGUAUAGGUUGCCAUGUUUUAUGGGGUACCAUUGAUUAGGUGCGUUAUUUUGUUUUGGUAAACAACGACAUUUUUCCAAUUUUCAAUAAAGUAUCUAAAACAGAUUAUUUAAAAAAAAGACAUCCUAGGAUAAUGGUAAUGGGUGGAUGCAGCCACUAUUAUAGAUAAUUUAAUGUAUAUCUGUAAUCAACAAUAAACCAUUACUUAUGAAAAACGAUUCUGAGCAUAGUUCGGUUGAUAGUGAUGCUUUAUCAACAAUAUGUAUGUCAUUUUAUAGUAAAAUAACUAAACAGGCUUUAUAUAUUUUCUUUAAUAAUAUAUAUUUAAUUUUGUACAGAUAUUUCCAAUUUUCCAACUUUUUUCAGGUUUUCCCAUGUUUUAACCUGGUUUUUCACAUUUGCUGGGAAAACUCUUGGUAAAAUCAAAAAAUGACCUCUCUAAAGUACCUCGCUAGUGAAAUUUCCUUUUAGAAACAUUGCUAUUAUUAAAAGUUUGAGUAAAAUUGCUGGUAAAAUAGCUGUACAAAGAAAAAAGGAAUGCUGUAAUAUAUUUUAACUAAUACCUACAUUUCUUAUAUUUUCCUGUUUUUUUUUUGGUUUUUCAAAGUUGAUGGGAAAACUCCUAAGAAAAUCGAAAACCUCCCCACGUCGAUUUCCUUUUAGAAAAAGUGUUAAACGUGAAAAUUCGAGCAAGUCUUUAGGUAGAAAAGUUGCGCACAGGUAAAAAAAAAAUGAUUAUAAAAAAAACAUCUAUGUAAAACCAUAAGGAAAAAAGACUUCACUCAGAAUCUAAAAAAAAAUAUUAAAUAUUACAUAAGUGUAAAAUGCAUUAUGUUAUAAUUUUUAUAUAAUUAAUACUACUAUUGAAUUAUUUAUGCUUAAUAAAAAACAUUUGUUUGAUAAAUUAAUUUUUCAAAAAUUUAGUUUUUUUUGUAAUCUGGAUAUAAAAAUCUGUAUUUUUAGAUCCCUUAAAGAUCAUUAUAGGUGAAUUCUUACUUUAUGUAAUAAAAUUCAAAAAAGUAGCCUGGCCUCUCUCAUGUCCAUUUCAUGCUAUAUUCAAAUCUAUUUUCAGAAUUCUUAUUGUAUCACUACAUUAAUUGAAAGAAAAUUGGUCUGAAUUCUCAUUCAGCAUAUGUGUUAGCAAAAAAAGAAAAUAUUGUAGUAUACUUUUCCCAAUUAAGUAAAUUUUUGGAAAUCUAAUAUUCUGCCCUUAUAAGCAAUAACACCUUAAAUCACUAUAAAAUGUUUUUUUUUUUUUUUUAAAUUGUAGAAAUAGUUUCAUAAAAAGCAAUAUUUUGUGUCUUCUUAAAUUAAUAAAACCUUGUACAUUUUACUUAUUAAAGUAUGAUAUGGAUUUUCAUAUGUCAACCAUAUAUGUGCAAUGGAAUAAAAAUUCUGAAGUAUUUAUCCAAAUUUUUGUAUUAUAAAUAAAUUUAUAGUUUAUAUUAUUACAAUUGUAUUUUAAUUUAUUGGUUACAAAUAUAUUUUACACAUAUCACAUAUUGAUAAUUAAAACCACAAUCAACAGAUUGUAGACGCCACAAAUCAUUAUUUGUGUUAUAUAUUAAUCAAAAAUGUAUUUUCAUCUAUAUAUAUAUAACGUUUUUGUUUAGGAUGGUUAUUAAAAGCUCAUUUUACAUAGUAAAAAUCUAUUUUUUGAUAAAUGUUUUGAGUAUGUUGAAAAAAAAAAUGUUAGGGGAUACUAAGUUAAAAAGUUAAGCAAAUCGAAUAUCUAUUAGAAAAAUUUAAAAAAAAAAUCAAAAUGAAUCAAUGGAAAUACCAGUUUAUAAUAUCGACAUUGAUUACUUUUUACUUGUUUAUAUUACUAUUAAUUAUCAUUUUAUUAUAAUUAAAUAAAAUAAUUUACUAAUAAUUAAUUAUUAAUUACAUAACUAUUCAAUAUUAAUAUUUAACUAUUUUUAAUGGCAACUUAAUCAAAAUAAAAUCAUAGAAUUUACAAUAGAGUUAAAUGAUAUUUUUUUCUCUGGUUAUUAUUUUAUAUUUAUAUAUUGUUUACAGUACUGUAUUUUAAACUGCUAAUUUAAAAAAAAAAAAUGAGUAUAUUAUAAAAAUACAUAUAUUUGAAUAGAUUACCUAAGUGUUAUUUUUAUUUAUUUAAAUCUCUAUGUAAGUACCUAUUUAUAAUGCCUCGGAAUACAUCAAUUUUAUUGUCUAUGGCCAUGGAUUGUAACGAUGGUUGGUACUGGUGGUACCUCUAAUUAUUGACAUAUUUCAAAAAAUUAAAAUAACUCAUUGUUAUUAUAUUUAGUUAUGAAAAUUAAGGAUAUAAGGAAUAAAGCACCCCUCUUUUCAUACACAAAAACUGUAUACUGUCUUAGGUUAAUAAUACUAUAAAAUAUACUAAUUUACUAGUAUUUACCUAUAUAAUAUUGUUAACAUUAAAAUAAUGAUUUCUAAUGAUUAUUAUUAUUAUAUUUUUUAUUUGAAGUAUUAUAGUUGAUUGUUGUCUAUCGAUCUGAUAGAUAUUAGUACAGAUAACUCUUUGAAGAAUGGUUAAGUACACAGAGAACUCAGUGACAUUGGUAAAUUAUGAUUGUACUUGUUUUUUCCGUACAAUGUCAGCUGGCUCUUAUCGACAAUAUUGACAAAAUUAAAAUGAAGGUCAAAGUAUAAACAACUAAUUUAUUCAUUUUGUUUGGGUAAAAUAUAGCAUACAUCUAUGAAAUUAAAAUUAAAUAAAACUAAUAAAAUAUUAUUUUAUAAAAAUAAAUAUAUAAUCAUAUUAAAAAAACAAUACAUUUAAAUUUAAAUAAUUGUAUGAAUUAUAUUCAUUUUGAGAUAGAAAUAAAUAAUAUGUAUGAUUGCCAAUUGCAUACGUAAACUAUUUUUAAAUAUAAUUUUUUACUUUUUUAUAUUUGUAAUAAAAAAAAAAUUUAAAACUAUCUAGGUACUUAGUUUUGUUGGAAUAUCUGAAACAUCACAAAUUACAGAAGUUACAAUAACAACAUUUUUACAUUUUCAAAAGUUGUAUUACUUAAUUGGCUGAUAUCAUCCCGUCAAACUAGAACAAAAGACAAAACAAUAAUUUUUAUCCGUGUACAAUGGUACUUAAAUUGUUAUAAUAUAACGUAAAUUCUUCAAUAAAUAUAUAGGAGUAUGUGAUUUAAUGAUUAUCAAAUAUAUUUGACAGAUCCUUAUAUUAUAGACUAUUCACCUAUUGAAUCAUUUACAAUAUAGGUAUUUGAAUAAUUUUAUGUUUCAAUUUAUCAUUAUCCCUAUAGUUUAGGCCCUAGACAGUAUGUUGCGUUUUUGUUAGUAUUAAAUUCUUGUUAUAUAGAUUAAUUUGUGGUAUUUUCUUAGUAUUGUACAUGAGUUCUUCUCUAUUAAAACAUGCUUCUUGAAUUAAAAAUAAACAAAUCACAAUUUUAAUAUGCCCUAAAAUAUAAUAUUAUCUGGGCUAAUAUAAUAAGAACUCAUUUUAUGUUAUUCAUAAAGCAAUGGUUUAACUAAAACUGGUUUUAACUGGCUAUAAAGCCGCAUUGUAUGUAACAUAAUUAUUAUCCUUUCGUCUUUAACACUCGUACUUUCACCUGCUUUUUCACCUGAAAUAUAAGUAAUACGCAACAAAUGAAAAGGUAUUAUUACUCUACUCUUAUAUUAUUAUUAUGUUCAAAUAUAUUUUACAUAAUUUCUUCUUGUAAUGAGAUCUUUUUCUUAUUAAGUUUGAUAUUAUUCAUAGUCACCAGAAAUAUAACUUAAUACUAUUUCUGUACAAUAGUACAUAUUUUAUAACAUGGCAGUUUUAUUAAUUUAUUAUUGAAUUUAAUUUGUAAUUUUUACAUUCUUUCAUGGACUUUUUGUUUUCCUGGAUACUAAUUCGAUAAUUUGUUAAAAUUUGAUAAGUAGCAACUUUAUUAUAGUUAAUAUUAUCAUUAUUGUUGUAUUAUCUUUACCUACACAAUGUGAUUAUUCAAAUAAUAAUGGUUACUUUAAUAGCAUAAUUCAAAUAAAUACAACUAAUACAAGGCUUAAAUAUUUGUUGAUGUUGAGGACAAGGUCAGGACCAAUUGUAUGACAAAAAGUGAAAGUUUCCCCGCUACCACUUGCUGUCAUAUUAUUUUUUUUUUUAUAACAAUAAUAUAUAUAUAUAUACUUCUAUUGCUGCUGUUACAGACUAAGAGUUUGGUAUUUGGGUCAUACACGUCAAUAGGCCAGCUCUCACAGAACUACCUGUGUGAAGCCUGAGAAUGACCUACCAAUAAUAAUUUGACAUCCAUUCUUAUUAACAUGUCAAACAUUAAAAAAUUAUUGUAUUCACUUAACAUUUUUCUUGCAUAUUUAAAUACAUCUAUUAUGAGUAUUUGAAGAAGCUGUGCAUUUAGGUACAUAAAGUUAGGUUAACCAAGUAACUAUAUAAAAUAAAUGUUUCAUAAAAAUAAUUAUUGUUAAUACACUUCAAAAAGGUAUUAAUUAUAGGUAAUACCUAUGUAUUCAGAUUAUAGCUUAGCUAAACAUAUACACUGCGGACACUCGAGAAAAUAAUACUAAACAUUCCUUAGUUAUGUUAUAAAUAAACAAAAAUAUAAUUAUAGUUUUGCGCGUCAUCUACACAAUAUUUUAAAUAAGGUAACAUGUUCAUAAUUCGUGUUUUUAACACAAGACUUUUUGCAAAUUUUAAUAAUAAAAAAAAAUAUAAUUAUUCUUAGGAAUUCUCGAUUGAAAUAUGUUAUUUAUUUUUAUAAUAUAGGUAUCUAAUAUUAAAAUUCAUAGAUAAAUUGAAAAAUAAUUUGAUUUUUUUUUAUUAUUAUUUGUUUAAAUGAUAAAUAAGAUAAAAUUGGUUUUUAUGUUAAACAUACUAAGUAUUAUGUUGAUUUCAUUGUAUGUAUUAAAAUAAUUGUAUGAUAUAAAUGUGUGUGUAUAUAUAUAUAUAUAGCAUGUAUAUAUAUAUAUAUAUAUAUACUUUUUAUAUCCUUAGUACAUAUUAUAUUUACGAGGGUGUUGGUAUACAAUAAUAUAAUUAGGAGAUAUAUUUAUUUAUUUAUUAUCUGAGGAAGGGAAUAUAGAUUUUUCUUUACAUUUUAUACAAAAAUAUAAAGAAUACCUAAUGAGAAUAUAUUGACUUAAAUAACCAUUAAAAUGUUAUAUAUAUAUUUUAAUUAUACUGUUACCGAGAGUUGGUAUAGUUAUUAGAUAGAGUUGGAUAGUUCUUUAAUUUUUUCUUUUAAGUUUCUUAUAUAGGUAUAUUUGAAUUAAAUACAGAUAAUUUAUAAUUUCAAGUUUAGACUGGUGCAGAAAAGAUAUGUUUAUCCUUAUAUGCACAAUUAAUAACUCCAUAUAAAAAGCUACUUUUGUUAUUAUUUUUAUUUUAUUUAGAAUUAAGUUUAAUAUUUAUUAAUUGUUUUAACAAUAAAACAAUUUUUAGAUUCUUACAUAAUAUAAUUAAAAAAUUCCUCUCCAUAUUGUAAUUCUACUGUAUGUAUUCAACUCUAUUAUAUAUUCUUUAUUAAGAAGAUUAGGUACCAAUAUUUUCUUUUCUUAUCUAACUCAUACACAGCAUAGUAAUUAAGUUAAAUUUUUACAAAAUCAAUCAGAUUGAUAUUGUUGAGCCAUGAUAAUUCUGAAAACAUAUUUGAAUUCAAUGUAAAGAGUACAUGAGAUAUGUUAGACCACUUUUAAAUUUAAUUUUAGCAUUUAUUUUUAUAUAUAUGUAUUUUAAUAGUUUUAAAAUCUUCAAAAUAAAAUUUUUUGAAAAUACUAAGGAAUUAUGUUCAAAAAAAUGCCCUGGCCCAAUCUCUUGUAUACAUCAUGCUGAAAUUAGAAUUCUUAUUUACAUCAAUUGAAUUGAUUGCCGGAAAAUUUAUCUAAAUUGCUAAGCUGCGUUUGUUUUAAACAAAAAGAAAAUAUCCGUAUACUGUCCCCAUAAUAAAUGACCUACACAUUUAAUAAUAAUAAUUAUGUAUAAUAUGUAUACAAAACAGAAAACAAUUGAAAUAUAUGUAUUGACUAUAUAUCUAGUUGAUAGUUCGAAAAUAAUUAAAUUAAUAUUUUAGGUAUAUGAAAGCAGAUUGAUUAAUUUUUAUUGAAUAUAAUAUAUGUAUAAUUUAUUUUUAGGGUAACUCAGAAAACCUUCCCAAGCCUAGAAUACAAUUUAAGGGCAAUGAAGGUGUAAGUAUUGAAUUUGUAUAAAAAUACCAAUGUUAUUUGUUUUUUAUAUUUUUAUUUUUGUUAUUACAGCAAUUAUGCGUCCCGAGCAUAUCAAAAAAUUAUACGUUUGACUUCAGUUUAUCUAACUCAAUAGAUGUUACUGGUCCACGAAGUAGUUUUGAAUGUAUUCGCCAAAAUACUUCUAGGUAAGUAAUUAAUGUCAAUAAUUUUAUAUUAAAUACUUUCUUAUAAGCAGUGAUAUAAUAAUUAAAUAUAAAUAUAAUAUAAUAUUUAUUUGUGUCAUUACAGAUCAUUAGAAUAUGUCGGUAAAUUAAAUAGACGAAUGCGAGUACUUGCAAAUGAUGAUGUAUAUGAAGCUACUAGACAUAGGAUGGUUGCUGUUGAAGAAUUACAUAAGAAAUCAUGGUAAAAGUUGUUAUCAGUUAAAAAUAUGUUAAAAUAAAUUCAAUUUUAUAUUUUCUUAUAUUUAUCAAAAAUAUUAUAAUUAUAGUUACCUUGUAAUAUUUCAAUUACCAAUAAAAACUAUUUUAACUAUAGGAUUUACUACUGAAAUUAGUUUAAUUUGGAAAUAUAGUUUUUUUUUUGUAGCCUUUUACUAAACAUGUUCAUUAAAAUUAAACCCUUGAAAUUAAAAUUAUAUUAUUAUAAUAAAUUAAUAGCCACAAAAAAUGAAUAAAGAUGAAAUAUUCCUUUUCUUUAUAAUUAUAUGUACAUUAUAUAUGAUGUCAUUUUAAUUUAAAAUAAUUCUUUGUCUAAUUGAGCAAAGUUGUGCACAAUAAACAAACUAUAAGUGCAUGUAUUCUGUCUGUUAGUUACUUCUUAAUUUAUAUUAAAUUAAAGCAUAGAAUUCUUGAACAUUGUAAUAUAAUGUGUUAACAUUUUAAUGAAUUGAUUUAUGAUAAUAUGAAAUUGAUAACAAUCAUUUUUUGUUUACAGUACCCGGGAAAUUGAACUAGACAGUAAAUCAGCUCUUGGUCGCAAGAUACGAAAGAACCCUGCUCAAAUUAGAGCUAGCCGUCAUAAUAAUAAUACUUAUAAUAAUGUUAAUACUACAAAUAACGUUCCAAAACCUAUAAUUUCCAAACCAAUACCCCCGCACAUCCCAUCACCUGCCAAUCAUGCAUCAGAUAUUAGCAAAAAACCAUUACGUGAUAGAAUUAUUCAUCUUUUAGCAUUAAAAUCAUACAAGAAACCGGAAUUAAUUAGUAUAUUAAAUAGAGGUUGGUAAAGAUUACUUGUAUGUUGUUUAAAAUUAAUUUAACGUUUAAAAAAAAUUGUACUUUUCAGAUGGUUUAAAAGAUAAAGAUAGAACACAAAUAAUGUCAAUUCUUAGUCAAGUAGCUCAAGUAAAAGAUAAUGCAUAUCAUCUAUUACGGCAUAUUUGGAACGAUGUACAAGAAGACUGGCCAUUUUAUAGCAGUCAGGACCACAUGUUUUUAAAACGGUAAAUAAAACAAAUAAUUUAGUAUGUAUAAACAAUUAAGGUUCAAAACUAUAAUAAUAUAUUCAGAAGGAUCAGAAAUUCAAAUAUUAAGUUAAUGUACAAUGCAAAUCACUAUAUGCUCUCUGAUCACCUUGUUUAAACAAUUAGUUCAAUUGUCUAAUUGAAUAUUAUGAUUUUUGAAUGAACUAAUGAAUAUUUCAAUUUUGUCAAUUUAGUCCAAUAAACCAAUCAGACAGGCAUUUAACUAAUUUUUGUAUACAAAUUUUACUUUUAUAUUAAACUACAUAUUUUGAAAUUUAGACGAAAGCCUCAAAAUUUAACACCUCCUGGAAUGAGUGAUACUGGAAGUUCUGGUAGUAGUGAGCAAUCACCAAGUAGUACUGUUCCCAGUAGUCCUCCUGACAAUGUACAUGGUAAUAAAAGACCAGGUUAUUACAAUGGUGCAGAUGGUUUCCAGACUAAAAGAAUGCGUGUUUCUCAUUUCAAACGACCUUCACCCGAGCAACAAUUAUCUUCAAAUAGUCCUCCUCCAAUUGUUUCUAGUACUCAGUCGACCAUACGAUCACCUUCUCAUGCUAAUCCAAUACCAAAAUAUAUUCAGUAAGUAUAUUAUAUUACUUAAAAUAUAAUAUUAAUAGUCCAGAGCUUUAAAUUUAAAUUAUAUUUUUCAGAGAUUUUGUACAAAUAACAAACAAGGAGCAAAAGAAGCAAUAUAAAUCAGAAUUCAUCAAAUGUCAUAAAGAAUAUAAACAUCUGGCUGAUAUUUUGCAUCCUGUUCGGGAUAGAUUUGCCAAACUAAAGGAACGUAUGUUUGUUCAUCCUAAAGGCUCAAAUGAUUACAAGGUACAAUAAUUAUUUACUUUUAAUUUAUGAUUGAUGAUUUAAUUAAUAACUUUAAUAUUUGUAGAUUUUAGAAAAACAAAUAUUACAAGAAUAUUCUGAAAGAAAACACGAUGAUAAAUAUCAAGCAGCUAAGAUACGAUUUGACUACCUCCAUAACAAAUUGUCUCAUAUUAAAGCUCUGGUGCAUGAUUAUGAUAAACACAAUCCUGUGUUGAUUAGAACUGCAACACCAGAUUCUUCUUGCCUAUGA